CGAGCCCGCGAUAUUUGUGUCCUCCGCAAAAGAAAGAAAAGGCGGGUACUUUAUGUAAAAUUCCUUAAAGUCAUCGUGCACCUGGGAACGGUACGCAUGCGCAUAACGUGAAAGUGGAUAAAAAAUGCGGAGGCCUGGGUCGCCCUCCUUCGCCAGUUCUAGCUCUAACGACAUGGAAAGUACAGGCUUUAUAAUCUCUGCAAGUCUGGUAGAGAUUUUUGGUAGUCUACUGUACGGCUUUCUUGGAUGUGCAUCGACUGUGUCCUUUGAUAGCCCUCGCUCAAUCGAGAGCAUUGCUCUUUCUUAUGGUAUUUUGUACGCAGUUCUUGUUUACAUUUUGGCGCCGUUCAGUGGAGGAUACGUGAACCCCAUCGUCACCAUCGCACUGUUGCUGACCAGAAAAGUGUCUGUUUUAAAGGCUGUAUUCUAUAUAAUAUCUCAGAUAACUGGUGGCAUUGCGGGAGUAGCUCUCUUUAGCACAAUCCUACCCUUCGAAAACGUGAUGGAAGUCAGCCAAUUCAAUGGUAACAUCGGUCCUAUAGCUUGCUUUGUCAUGGAGGUAGUUUUGAGUUUCCUGUUCGUCUGCACUGUGCUUGUCUGCCGUGAAAAUGAUUUAAGCCAUUUCCUGGUGGGCAGUGCAAGUGGUGUGACCCUGAUAGCCUGUCACCUAGCAGAGUUCCAGCUUGUUGGUUGGGGCAUAAACCCGGCAUGUGCUUUGGGGGCAGCCGUUAUGAGCAACAGACCAGUGCAUGUAUGGGUGUAUUUGGUAGGCCCAGUUACUGGCAGCACCCUAGCAGCAGGUUUCCACUAUGCAAGCAAGUACUUCCCUGGGUUUGUACCAGAUGACACAUUCUUGAUCAAAGGAGAGGCAAUUAACCUGCCUGAGGUGAAGCGAUGUGAAAGUGGGAUGGGUCUAGAGUCUGUCAUUGUGGAGAAACCUCAGCCAGUUUCACCAAGAUUUGAUAGGAUGCAAAUUCCAGAUGAGAUGAAAACUAACCUGUAAAUACACCCUUUUUAACAACUUUUGACAUUCACCUGUUGACUACAAUUAGGUAUUAAAACUUAAAGGAGACUAUUAGUUAAGAGCCAUUUUAACAAUGUGAAUCUUUUUUGAUUUGAUAUUUGGCAUUUUGAAAAUUAUUGUUAUAACUAAAAAACGAUCGCUACUGUUAUCUUUGUGCUCAACUCAAUUUACAAGAAAUUACUUUCAUAUUUGAAACUUUCACUUUGUAAAUUAAAAAAAAUACAAUACCUAAAUAAUAAUAAAAAAACAUCAGACCAUG
Messenger RNA from Nematostella vectensis (starlet sea anemone), 1283 nucleotides. RefSeq names its product aquaporin-5. Gene Ontology annotation, molecular function: water channel activity. Gene Ontology annotation, cellular component: plasma membrane. The coding region runs from base 125 to 1003 and encodes 292 amino acids. Gene Ontology annotation, biological process: transmembrane transport. The transcript has 4 exons. The record is from RefSeq and is a predicted model, not a curated record. NCBI's taxonomy places the organism in Eukaryota, Metazoa, Cnidaria, Anthozoa, Actiniaria, Edwardsiidae.